AUGCCUGCCAGGACUCCAAGCGAGCAGUCUGCACCGGACAGUGCAACUUGGAAGGACUUCACCGAUCCCUCCGGUCGACAUUUCAGAUUGAAUCUCAAAACGGGAGUGGCGCAAUGGGAUGUGGAUCAUCCCCAGAAACAGAUGACCACAGCCACGCAGCAACGUGCCCGGGCUGCUGUCGCCCCAACGACACGUGCGCCUCUUCCCAGCCAGCCGGCUCCAGCAAAUCACGCAGGUGCUCCUACAGAGGCCCAGGCAGCCUCGAAACAUGCAGUGCCCGAGGCAAAGCUUGAGGUACAGCCCGAAGCAGCCUCUGAGACAAGAUCUGAGGCAAAAUCGGAGGAAGGGACAAAUUGGUUCGCGGUGCAUGGCUGGUUGGAUGACUGGCUCGGGUGGGGGGAGAGUGUGGCGGAUCCAGCAUCGCAAGAAGUGCGUGAGGAUGUAGCGCAGGACUUGGGACUGCGAACUGAGUCCCCCACUUCGAUUGCCACAAAGAUGCCGGAGUCAGAGGCCCAUGCGCCAGCGAAGCCCCCAGCAAAAGCCCCCGCACAGAAAGCACCAGCAACUGCGCAAGCUGUUGCUGAGGGGCGGGAGGCCGUAGCCGAGCUGUACAAGCAAGCAGCCGAGCAUUUGCCUGUUGCUUUGCCAAGCAGGCCCCAAGUGACAGCCCCGGCCAUGCUUGUGCCCAGGAAGGUUGCAGUCGAUGCAGAGUCACACUUCCUGCUCAGCAUCUUCCAGCUGCAGCAGCUGCAGUGCCCAUUGCUCCGCGUCCUCAGCACACGCAGCGCUCCAGCUCGUGCGGUCGCACACCAGCAUGUCAUGACCAACACGCGGAUUGGCGUCAGUGAGGCUGAUGUGGCGAGAACCGCUGCCAUCAAGGCUCUGAAGAACGACGAGCUGGUGAGGAAGGGCAAGCGAUGGUUGGACAAGAUCAUGCGGCAGCAAAAGGCCUUUGAUGACUCUGAAGCCAAGUCAGCAGCCAAGGAGGACAAGCAGAACGCAGGACCGCUCCACGAAGAGAGACACGACCUCUACAGUCGACACCGCGCGGCCGCAUGCGAAGUUAUUCAAGGGCUCAAGUCACAGAGAGUGGCAGGAAUUGCUUUUGCGGAUUAA
Symbiodinium pilosum is the source of this 1116-nucleotide messenger RNA. The record is from the annotation of a GenBank genome assembly. NCBI's taxonomy places the organism in Eukaryota, Dinophyceae, Suessiales, Symbiodiniaceae.